AUGUCCUGCCUGCCACGUGGCAGCGUGCUAGUGGUGGGCGCGGCUCCAGUGCGGUACAUGGCCGGCAUAGUGCCGUUCCCCUACCGCCCGGACUCGGAUUUGAUCUACCUCACGGGUUGCUGCCACCCGGGUGUUGUCGCUGUGAUAGAAAGCGAUGGGGGGAGUGGGAGUGGUGCUUCUAAUGGGGGGACUCGGGGACCUUGCAAACAUUUCGCCCUUCUCCUCUCCCCACAACCCAACCUUCUCUUUCAUCCACUCAAUCACAUUCAAAACCCACCUCAAGUCGCCCAACUUCCCCCUCCUCGAUCUCAAACCAAUCUCACUCAGAUGGUGAUGGUGGUGUGGGACGGCAGGGCGUUGGAUCCACCAGCUGCCACGGCCUUUUUCAAACCAGACAGAGCCAUGUUCGUGGAUUCGCUUCAUGAGUACCUGCUCCAGGCCCAACAACGCAUCUCAGCACACCGACUCUCCUCUUCCUCCUCCCUCCCCUCCUCUUUCUCUUCCGAUCGCUCUCCUCCCCCUCGCUUCUACUGUGACCAUCGGGCCAAUCGCGAUCUGAUUGCUACAGUACCGGUUCUCGCCGCUGAGCUGGCGACCGGGCGGCUGCUGUCGUCCCGUAGCGCCUUGGACGAGCAGCGGUGGAUCAAAUCCGAGGCGGAACAGAGGCUCAUGCGACGGGCGGCUGAGAUCACAGCAGAGGCCUUCCUGGCUGCUAUGAGGCAGUCAGCAGCCGUGGCAGCGGCAGGAAGAGGGGGAGCAGGAGGAAGAGGAGGAGGAGGGUCUGCUUCUGCUGCGACCUAUAAAGAGGGACACAUAAGGGGGUCGUUGCCACACGAGGGGCACAUAAGGGGGUCGUUGCCACACGAGGGGCACAUAAGGGGGUCGUUGCCACACGAGGGGCACAUCUCUGCUCUGAUCGAGUUUGAGUGCAAGCGACGGGGAGCACAGCGAUUCGCCUACCCUCCAGUGGUGGCAGGCGGCAGCAGCGGCUGCAUUGUUCACUACCUUCGCAACGACAAGCCAGUGCAACCAGGGGAGGCGCUACUGGUGGAUGCAGGGUGUGAGUACUUCGGCUAUGCAUCCGACAUCACUCGCGUGUGGCCGCCCUCCGGGAAAUUCUCCGCUGCCCAGAGAGCAGUGUACGAGGCAGUACGGGAGGCGAUGGUGGAGUGCAUUGCCAUGUGCCGGCCGGGCGCCACCCUGAGGGACAUGCACCAGCACUCGGUCAUAUCCCUCUCCUCGGCCCUGGUGCAGCUGGGAGUGUGCCAGGGCUCGGCACAGCAGGUGGCAAGAGGAGCCUUUCGACAGUUCUACCCGACCUCUGUUGGGCACUGGCUAGGGCUGGACACACACGACUGUGCAUCCGUCUCCUCCUUUCAGCCCCUCAAACCUGGUGUGGUGCUGACAAUUGAGCCGGGUCUCUAUCUCCCGGACAUUGACCAAGUGCCAAAGCACCUGCGCGGCAUAGGAGUGCGAAUAGAGGAUGACAUUCUGAUCACAGCUGAUGGAUACGAGAAUCUGACAGCAGCAGUUCCGGCCGAUGUGGAUGCUUUAGAAGUGUUGAUAGUGUUGGCAUUGACUGUGUGUGACAUCAACAGUGCUAUACCUACCUCAUUUCAUUCCCUCCUAAUGUCCGCCACGCCAUUCCAUUCCCUCCGUAUCUUGCAGCAUCUGACAGCAGCAGUUUCAGCGAAUGUGGAUGCGCUAGAGGAUGGUAGCGGCGACCGCGCGCUGCCGUCCAUAGGCGGCAUCAAGAAGAAGAAAAAAAAGGCCGGGAAAGCCGUUAAUCUCGACUCGCUGCAGCUGCAAGCGCUUCGAGACGCCGAAGCGGCGCUUAAGGAGGAAGAGGCGCGCGGCGGCGCGGCGGGAUUGCACGAGUCAGGCGCAGUUGUCGUAGGGGGGGCGGGGGGGGAGGAAGAGGGGGAGCAGCAGGCGCAGGAGGAGGCGGAGGAUCUCCGCACGCCCGCGGAGCGGCGGUAUCACGAGCAGCUGGAGAAGCUAGAGGCGGAGCGGGCUGCUAGGGGCGCGAGUAAGUCGCACAGGCAACGCGUGGAGGACUUUAACAAAUACCUGGCGAAUCUUAGCGAGCACCACGACAUUCCCAAGGUCGGCCCGGGCUAA
Messenger RNA from Closterium sp. Naga37s-1, 2121 nucleotides. Lineage: Eukaryota; Viridiplantae; Streptophyta; Zygnematophyceae; Desmidiales; Closteriaceae. The record is from the annotation of a GenBank genome assembly.